AUGAUGGCAGAGCGUCAGACGGAGGCUGCGUUUGAAACGACCGGAUCCAAGUGGCUGCAGCCCGUCAGUGACCAGCUGGGCUUCCCCCUGGAUCAGGUGAACUUUUUGGCGUGUCAGCUGUUCGCCCUGGCAGCCGCCUUCUGGUUCCGGCUCUACCUCAGCCCUCGCCAUGCCAACCCUUUGGUCAGACACGCUGUGGCCACGCUCCUCGGCGUCGCCUUCCUCAUCUUCUGCUUCGGAUGGUACUCGACUCACAUCCUGACAGUGGUGGUCACAAGCUACGUGAUUAUGGUUAAAGCUGAUAUCGACAGUGUGCACAGGUACUCCAUGGUGACGGCUAUGGGCUUCCUGACUGUGUGCCAAGUGAGCCGUGUCUUCAUAUUUAACUAUGGGAUACUGUCCACUGACUUCUCUGGGCCUCUGAUGAUAGUAACUCAGAAGAUCACCACACUGGCUUUCCAGCUCCAUGAUGGUACGUGCAAGAAAUCUGAACAGCUGACCCCGGAGCAGGAGCUUCAUGCAAUAAAGGUGAGGCCGUCUCUCAUCGAGUACAUGAGCUACAAUCUGAACUUCCUGAGCAUCCUGGUGGGGCCGUGCAGUAACUAUAAGGACUACAUAGACUUCAUCGAGGGCCGACACGUCAGCCAGAGGCUCAGGCAGCACUCGGGGACGUGUAACGGACAGAACGGCUACGACAAGACGCCAAACCCGUCACCUCUGAAUGCUGUGUGUCAGAAGCUGCUCGUCUGCUGUGGCUGUUUGCUGUUCUUCCUCACUGUGACUCGCUCGUUGCCCAUAACGCACAACGUGGACCCCCACUUUGUCAGCCACGCCCCCUUCCUCACCAGGCUCACCUACGCUUUCUUCUCCAUACAAGCAGCCAGGCCCAAGUUCUACUUCGCCUGGACACUGGCCGACGCUGUGAACAACGCUGCAGGUUAUGGUUUCAAGGGGAUGGAUGAAAAUGGAAAGCCAUCAUGGGAUCUCAUCUGCAACCUCAACAUCUUUCGAAUCGAGUCUGCAACCAGUUUCAAGACUUUCAUUGACAACUGGAAUAUUCAAACAGGAAUUUGGCUCAAAACUGUGUGUUACGACCGAGCCCCCAAGCACCGGUUGGCGUUGACAUUCAUCUUGUCUGCCCUGUGGCACGGCGUCUAUCCAGGCUAUUAUUUUACAUUCAUCACCGCCAUCCCCAUCACCAUGGCAGCACGAGCAAUAAGGAAGUCGGUUCGUCACAACUUCCUGUCCUCCACAGACUUGAAGCUGUUUUACGACAUCCUAACCUGGGCGGCCACUCAGCUCGCCAUCUGCUACACUGUCAUGCCUUUCUUACUUCUUGCAGUAGAGCCCACUUUGGUUUAUUACAGGUCUAUGUUCUUCCACGUGCACAUCAUUAGCAUUCUGGCUGCGAUCGGCCUGCAUCAGAAACACAAAGCCAGGGACCCCUCUGCCACCACCAAAACACACUUAGCCCAGUGCCAGCCUGUUCACUCCAACAACAACGACAAAGUAGACUGA
Molecule: messenger RNA, 1518 nt
Organism: Limanda limanda (common dab)
Lineage: Eukaryota; Metazoa; Chordata; Actinopteri; Pleuronectiformes; Pleuronectidae
Gene: mboat1
Product: membrane bound O-acyltransferase domain containing 1
Exons: 13
Coding region: 1-1518 (505 amino acids)
Biological process (GO): lipid modification
Cellular component (GO): membrane
Molecular function (GO): acyltransferase activity
Source: RefSeq, a predicted model, not a curated record